Messenger RNA from Carassius carassius (crucian carp), 4055 nucleotides. Its product is annotated as integrin alpha-1-like. The record is from RefSeq and is a predicted model, not a curated record. Gene Ontology annotation, molecular function: integrin binding. Gene Ontology annotation, cellular component: integrin complex; external side of plasma membrane. Gene Ontology annotation, biological process: cell-cell adhesion; integrin-mediated signaling pathway; cell adhesion mediated by integrin. The transcript has 30 exons. Bases 141 to 3701 code for a protein of 1186 amino acids. NCBI's taxonomy places the organism in Eukaryota, Metazoa, Chordata, Actinopteri, Cypriniformes, Cyprinidae.
GCGGAUGAAGUGUCCUGUGUCUACCUCUGAGAGUAUCUGACUCGAGUGCUGUCUCCAGAGAGUCGAGCUGCUGCUCAGUUGAGCGUCUGCUCUUACAAGGACAGGAGCCUCGUCUAAGGCUCUGACAGCGAACCGGGAAGAUGCUUUCUGGAGUCGUUCAUUUCACACUAGCAACGCUUUUGGCUCUGCUGCCAUGGUUGUCAUGUUUCAAUGUAGACGAGAAGAACCAGAUGUCAUUCAGUGGACCAGUGGAGGACAUGUUCGGAUACACCGUCCAACAAUUUGAGAACAGUGAGGGAAAGUGGGUUCUGAUUGGUUCUCCUCUGACUGGACAGCCAGCUAAACGGACUGGAGAUGUCUACAGGUGCCCCGUUGGAAAAAACAAAAAGACUGGAUGUGAAAAAUUCCUUUUGCCAGAAAGCACAACAAUUCCCAACAUAAAUGAAGUGAAGGAAAACAUGACUAUGGGGACGACGCUGGUGGUUAACCCAGACGGCAGUGGCUUUCUGGCCUGUGGUCCUCAGUACGGCUACAUGUGUGGAAAACAGCAGUACAUCACUGGGAUCUGCUCAAACGUCAGCUCCUCCUUCAAAGUCCUCAACUCCAUCGCUCCGACUGUACGAGAGUGCAAGCAGGAAAUGGACAUUGUCAUAGUGUUGGACGGUUCCAACAGCAUCUACCCCUGGGAACCCAUCACCGAAUUUCUGGUCAAAUUUCUCCAGAAAAUUGACAUCGGACCAGCCCGGGUGGGCAUCGUGUCUUAUGGAGACAAUGUCAGCCACGAGUUUAACCUUAAAAAGUUCAAUAACAGAGAAGACCUUCUCAUUGGAGCUGCUAAUACAAUUCAAAAAACCGGCCUAAAAACCAUGACAGCUCUCGCCAUCGAUACAGCAAGGAAAGAGGCCUUUACAGUGGAACGAGGAGCAAGACCAGGGGUCAAAAAAGUCAUGGUGAUCGUCACAGAUGGAGAGUCACAUGACCACCACAAUUUAAAAAAUGUCAUUGAUCAGUGUGAAAAAGAUGGGAUUGAGCGGUUCGCUGUUGCUGUCCUUGGUGACUAUAAUCGAAAAAAUAAAACCAGUGAAGAAAUAAAGAAGUUUACUGACGAAAUUGAAUCCAUUGCUAGCAAUCUCAAAAGUGAUCAUUUCUUCAAUGUGUCGGAUGAAAUAGCACUAGUGACCAUCGUGGAUGCCUUAGGGAGCAAGAUCUUUGCCUUAGAGGGCACAUCAGAGAAACACACCUCCUCAUUUGAGAUGGAAAUGUCUCAGUCGGGAUUCAGUGCUCAUACGUCUAAAGCAGGUGUGAUGCUGGGAGCUGUGGGCGCUUUCGAUUGGAACGGGACUGUAGUGAUGCAGUCUGGCCAAGAGUUUGUCAUUCCCAAAAAAAACAGCUUCCAUGACCCUGUAAAGCAGAGAUACGAAGGCAUGGCGGGAUAUGUAGGUUAUGACGUGCAGUCAGCGCACACGCCCCACGGUGUGCUGUAUAUCACAGGUGCACCACGGUUUAACCACAGCGGCCGGGUCACUGUGUACCGCUUCGACGGAGAAAAUGUCACCAUAUCACAGACCCUGGAAGGAGAGCAGAUCGGCUCCUAUUUCGGCAGUGUUCUCCAGACGCAUGACAUCGACCAUGACAAUUACACUGACAUCCUUCUGGUAGGAGCUCCCAUGUAUAUGGGUCUAGAGAGGGACGAACAAGGUCAAGUCUACGUUUACAGACUCAAUGAGAGCGGGCUGUUUGAACACGAGAUGACGCUGAAGCCGGUGAAUCAGACGUGCUGUACGUCUCACUCCCAGAGCAACUGUAAGAGCGUUAAUAAGAACGAGCCCUGCGGCGCACGCUUCGGUACGGCCAUAGCUGCCGUCCCCGACCUCAACCUGGACGGGUUCAAUGACAUAGUGAUCGGAUCACCUCUGGAGAACGACCACAGAGGGGCGGUGUAUAUUUACCACGGCUCUAAGAAAUCAAUAAAGGAGAAGUAUGUACAGCGCAUUGCUGCAGGAGGAGACGGAGAGAGCAUGAAGUUCUUCGGCCAGUCGAUACACGGCAUCAUGGAUUUGAAUGAUGACGGCAUCAUCGACGUCACUAUCGGAGGAAUAGGAGGAGCCGCGCUUUUCUGGUCUCGGGAUGUCGCAGAGCUUCUUGCCAAUAUGACCUUUGACCCUAGCAAGAUCAAUCUGCAGCAGACCUGUCAGGUUCAAGGGAGGACCACAGUAUGUGUGAAGACCAUAGUGUGCUUCGAAUAUCGAAUCAAGUCUGACAAACACACAUACACAGAAACGGUCAUCAGGUACAGUUUGACUCUUGACUCGCUGAGAGCGAUUGCUAGAGGACGGUUUAACGAAACGGACAACAGGAGGCUUCAGAAGAACGAGUCCAUCGUGAACCAGCUUUGCAGAGAGCACACCUUCUACACGUCGGAUAAGCUGGAUUUCAGAGACCCCAUUAUGGUCACGCUGGAAUUCGGUUUAGCGGAUGAAGACUCGGGUCCAGUUCUAGACGGGGAAUUACCGACGUCACUCAACAAGACUAUUGCAUUAGUGGACUGUGGGAAUGAUGAUGACAAGUGUGUUGCUAAUCUACACCUUAAAGCCACUGCAAACAUCUCAAGACUUCUCAUAAAAAAAAGCAACCAGGAGAAGUUUUAUGUCAACAUCGACAUCCACAACAGCGGAGACAGUGCUUACAAUACUAAGGUUACAUUGAGCCACACGGGAAAUAUCCACUAUGUGAAAGUCGAGCCCAAAGAUAAAGACUGUGAAACGAAUCAUACCAGAAUAUUAUGUGCAGUUGGAUAUCCUUUUCUUAAAACUGGCAAAAAGGAAAGCUUCAGAAUCCAGUUUGAGCCUAAUGCCUCUCAUAUUCCUGAGAACAUUGUGAUCAAUGUUACUGCAACCACUGACAGUGAGGAGUCAGAUUCAGACUUAAAAGACAACUUUGUAAGCAUCGGCAUCCCUGUGAAGCUUGAACCCGACCUGAGAUUCGAUGUUAAAAAGUAUAUGAUGGAGGACCACAUCAUAUUAAAAGAGAAGGAUACGAUACCCAGUGUUAUCAACCACACUAGUGUGAUCGGGGACGAGGUGAAGAUCAACUACGAGAUUGAGGUUGAUCCUAAAAUGCCGAGUCCUGAACUGCAGCUCAACAUAACAUUUCCAUAUCAAACGCCUGCCAAAAACAUGCUGCUGUACUUGACAAAUAUCAGCCACACACCGGGCAUCAGCUGUAAUGCCAGCAACCUGAUUAACCAUUUAGACAUUAAGCCUAACAAUACUUACGCAGUGAAUCCUAAAAAAGAGACCUUGAGUGUAUAUCUUUUGAGUUGCAAAGAAAAAGUAAAUCCCUGCAAGACAUUUAGCUGCUCCAUCCCACCUGGAGAAUUAAAGCAGAUCAACACCACGUUCAGAGUGUGGCGACCCACCUUCAUCAAAGGAGAAUUUUCCAACAUUCACAUGGCAGUCGAUGCCAACCUGGAGACCAAGGAGGCGGGCCUGUACGUGUUAAAUGACAACGUCAAGAAUAGAGAGGUGAAGAUUCAAGUCACCAAAGACAUACGAAGUGGAAUCCCACUAUGGAUUAUAAUCCUUAGUAUUCUAAUAGGACUCUUAAUCCUGGCACUUGUCAUCUUUGCUCUAUGGAAGGCUGGAUUCUUCAAGAGAAAAUCAGUCAAGGACAUGAAGGAAGAUAUGAAGGACUCUAAUUGAAGCUUGUGGAUCUGUAGCCUCCACCCCUCAGGUCAACUCAAACUUCACCGCUAGCCAAGGUCAUGGAGAUCACAAAGCAUCACCAGGAACAUUCAGAAAUAUCAAGAUCAGAGUCAUGUAGGACAAAUGGGUUCACAACUAGAGUAUUGUAGAGCAUACCAAAGAGAACCCAGCGCUUUGCUUGAAACAUUGAUGUAUUUUCAUGUUGCUCAUGCUCACUGCAAAAUUCGACUGAAUUUGAACUCAAGUAAACCUCUGAGAUGCCACAAGAUUAGUGGACAUUUUGCCAAACCACGAGUCAAGCUUGGACAGCAAAGCACCAAAGGUUCAUCUUGUCUGAACUCAACACCCCAC